Molecule: messenger RNA, 706 nt
Organism: Phalaenopsis equestris
Lineage: Eukaryota; Viridiplantae; Streptophyta; Magnoliopsida; Asparagales; Orchidaceae
Product: zinc-finger homeodomain protein 9-like
Biological process (GO): regulation of DNA-templated transcription; regulation of developmental process
Cellular component (GO): nucleus
Molecular function (GO): DNA-binding transcription factor activity; transcription cis-regulatory region binding
Source: RefSeq, a predicted model, not a curated record
GCCAAAAAUUAAGCAAAAAUGGAACACAAACCCCAAGCUGAAACCCAACUGAAGCUAUCUUCUCUCCCAAACGGCGCAGUCAAGAAGCACCGCCCUCCGGCGACCAUCCUCCACCGCGAAUGCCUCAAGAACCACGCCGCAAACCUCGGCGGCCACGCCCUCGAUGGCUGCUGCGAAUUCAUGCCGUCACCAGCCGCAACCCUCGCUGAUCCCACCUCCCUCAAAUGCGCCGCCUGUAGCUGCCACCGCAACUUUCACCGCCGGGUUUCGGUAUCUUCUUCCGAAGAAGAAAUCGAAUGCUUCACCUCGGCGCCUCACACGCUGCUCGCUCUCAGCCGCAACGAAAGGCCGUCGGCGACGAGAAAGCGAUUUAGGUCGAAAUUUAGCGCGGAGCAAAAGGGCAAAAUGAUGGAGCUGUCGGAGAGGCUUGGGUGGAGGUUGCAGAAGAGGGAUGAGGGUUUGGUGGAGGAGUAUUGCAGAGAUAUUGGGGUGGAGAAAGGGGUUUUUAAGGUAUGGAUGCAUAAUAAUAAGUAUCAGUUGCUUAGGGUUUUGAGGAGAGGGGAGGGGAGGAGUAAUGUCGCGGGCGAUGGGGGUGGCGGAGGUGGGCGGAUGGUUGAGGGUAAUGGAAUGAGCGGCGAUGUUGAUGGAAAUGUGAUGAAUGGUUCUUUUUCUUCGUCUUGAGUUCGUGAUAGAAAUAAAAAUCUUA